CCCCGCCCGGGCGGCGGUACCGGACCGACCCGUGGUCUGGGGUCCGUAAUCAGGAGCCCCGGCCAGCCCACGCUCAGGCAAGGGAUGCAUGGCUGCCCGCCGCCUCCUCCUCAACACCAUGAAGCAGAUCUGCCUCUGUGCCGCUGCCUCCUUUGCGAGUCAGGACUGGACCAAGAACGAUGAGAAGCUCCUGCAAGCUGUGGACUACAACGAUGCUGGAAAGGUGGCAUCCCUCCUCGUCCGCAAGGGCCUGGUCCCCACCAAGCUGGAUUCUGAGGGCAAAUCUGCGUUUCAUCUGGCUGCCACACGGGGGAAUGCAGACUGCCUUGAAGCCAUGCUAACUCACGGUGUGGAUGCCAUGACCAAAGACAGCUCGGGUUACACUGCCCUGCACCUGGCAUCCAAGCACGGCCACCCACAAUGUGUCAGCAAGCUGCUGCAGGCCUCCUGCCCUGUGGAUGUAGCUGACAGCAGUGGCCAGACGGCGCUGCACCAUGCAGCAAUCAGUGGCUGCAUCCCGUGCUCAGAGAUCCUCUGCGAUUACAAAGCUCCCCUGAACAUUAAGGAUAAGAAUGGCUGCACGCCGUUGAUCCUUGCUGCCAAAAUGAGCCACUCAGAGCUCUGCCAGUACCUGCUGCACCGUGGAGCAGCCAUCAACAGCCGGGACCUGCAGGGGAAGACAGCCCUGAUGCUGGCCUGUGAGAAUGGCAGCGUGGAGACCGUGGAGGUGCUCAUCAAUGCUGGUGCACGGGUGGCCUUGGUGGACUCGAUGGGCCACGAUGCUGCACACUACGGCCUGUCCACGGGCAACGCUCUCAUCCAGCACUUCCUGCAAGAGGCUGCUCAGCGCCAGUCCUGGGCCAGUGAAGAGGAGACAUCUGAGCAGACGUCCCAGACAUCUUCACCCAGCCAGUCAGCAGGCAGAGAGAAAAGCAACACUCCGAGGAAGAGGAAAGCUCCCCUGCCUCCCCCAGGUACCCCAGGCCAGGAGGACCAGGAUGCUUACGAGGAGAUUGUGAGGCUGCGGCAGGAGAGGGCACAGUUCUUGCAGAAAAUCCGGGGCUUGGAGCAGCAGGAGAAGGAGAGACGAGAGCAGGCAGAGCUGGAUAAAGGCUCCCUACGCUGCAUGGAGAAGCAGAUCCAAGAGCUGGAGGAGAGGCUGGCAGCACGGGAAAGAGAGAAGGAACGGCUGGGGAAGGAGGUGGAGGCUCUGCAGAGCCGUUUGUCCUCGCAGGAGAAUGAGAAGGAAAACACGAGCUACGACAUCGAGACGCUGCAGGACGAGGAGGGAGAGCUGCUCGAGUUCCCAGGGGCAGAGCUGCUGCUCUCCAAGAAGACUCUGAGCCCUUCGGCUGAGGAGCUGCUGGCCACGCUGCAGGACCAGGUGCAGUCCCUCACCAUGCAGAACAAGGAGCUGAGGGAGAAGAUACAGGUCCUGGAGAACUUCGAGCGGGACGAGAGUGACCCAUCUUCCCCUGGGGACUUUGUGCCUGCCAGCCUCUACAACUCCCUCAAGCGUGAGCUGGAGAGGCUGCAGGCUGAGGGUGCUGAGCGUGGGAGGCAGAGCCUUGCAACAGAGCCAGGUGGAAAGGGCAGCAAGGAGCAGCGGUCCAGCACUGAGCACCAGGUCCAGAGCCGCUGUGAGCUGCGGGUGCCACUCCAGCAGCCUCCCUCCAGCCCCGAGGAACGUGGCACUGAGCUGGCCGAGGCUCGGAUGGCCCUGAAGCAGGCACAGGCAGCGCUGGAGGAGCGAGAGCAGCAGGUGAGGGAGCUGCAGGGCCGCUUGGAGGCUGGUGGUGCCCAAGAGGAGGCACUGCGGGAGAAGGCGGCCCUGCUGGAGCGCUGCAGCCGAGCAGAAGCAGUGGCGGAAGCGAUGAGAUGUGAGAUGGAAGCCAAGACACAGAGCUGGCGGGCAGGCAACGCACCUGAGCCAGGAGUGCCAGAGCAGCGCAUGGCCGAGCUGGCAAGGCAACACGGGGAGCUGACAACCCAGCUGGGGCAGCUGCAAGAGGUGCUGGGCCGCAGGGAGGCCGAGCUGGAGAGCCUGCGAGAGCAGCUGGCAGCCCGGCCAGUGGGACGGAAGGAGCACGAGGAGGUGCUGGCCCGGCUGCAGCAGGCGCAGAGGGAAGCCAAGGGCCAGGUGUCUCCAGAGGAACACGCUCGGGCCACGGCGGCGUUGCAGCAGCAGCUGCAGGCACUGCAGCAGCGGGCAGAUCGGCUGCAAGCUGUGGCAGAAGCCAAAGGACGCGAGGCUGCGAGGCUGCAGGCCGAGCUGGCGACGGCGGUGCCACGUGGGGAGCACGAGGCGGCGCAGGAGGGGCUGAGGGCCGAGGCGGCGGCGUUGAGCCAGAGGUUGAAUGAGCUGUCGCGACGGCACGAGAAGACGUGCGAGGAGGUUUUCAAGGUGCAAAGGCAGGCGUUGUUCAUGAAGAGUGAGAGGCAGGCAGCCGAGGAGCGGCUGGCCGCGGUGCAGCAGCAGCUGGCCGAAGCACGAGAUGAAACACGGCGCUUGCAGGACCUCCAUGGCCAUGUAGAGGACUCAGCCCGGUUGGUCAGGGACAGGGAUAGGAAGAUCACUGAGCUCUCCAAGGAGGUCUUCAGGCUGAAGGAGGCCCUGAAUGCUCUCCCAGAGUCCAAGGGAGUGAUGCAACCCCCCCCCGAAACUGCUGCCAUGCAGUCCAGGAUCCGGGCACUGGAGGAGAAGCUGGCGGAGACGGAGCUGCAGCACAGCAAGGUGGUCAAGCUGUACCGGAGCCACCUGCUCUACGCAGUGCAAGGCCACAUGGAUGAGGACGUGCAGAGGCUGCUGUGCCAGAUCCUGAAGAUGCAGAGGCUGCAGGAGCAGGGCAGAUGAAUCCCCACCAGCAAGGCAGUACCACAGGGACCAUGGGCACAGCCAGCAACCUGGCCGGGGGGGGGGGGGAGGUCAGGCCUGUGUUCACACCCUCACGGCCCCUUUGCUUCUCUGAGCAGCACCCUGGUACUGGCACAUCCAUCUCCAUCACUCACCUGGCACUGGGGGUCCUGUGCUAAGCCCCCACGCUGCUGCACGCACCCCAGCACAGUAGCAAUAAAGUAUUUCUAUUCACAGCAACAGGAUGGUUUGUCUCUGGGGGGAUGAAGACGGGAACACGGGUGAUGUAGAACGCAGUGCUGGAAAUGAAGAUGCUGGGGAUUUAAUGCCAUAAUCUCCUUCAGCCUCAGUGCCCCCAGAGGGGAGCAGGUGACCACAAAAGAAGCAGUGGGAUGGGAAGGGACAAAAUCCUUUUAGACAGAGACAAAAAACUGCUUCCCUGGGGCCUGGUGCAGGCAUGAGCAGCGAUCCCUGUGAGGUUAAACUGGCCUGCAGGUCUCCACUUUCUGUGUCAACACCUCCAUCCCAAAGGCUGCCAGCCUCCAAGGUGUGACCACACCUCACUCAGAAUUCUUCUGCCUAUACCAAUAAAAGCAAAGGGAGGCGAUUUUACACCAAUUACAAUAAAAAUAUGAUGAGAGUCACUCAAGCUCUAGCUGAAAGCAAGAAAAUAGUACAAAAAUGGCAUCAGGGAGGAGGAAUUUAUGGAAGGUGACAUUGCAGACACUGGGAGUUCAUUGCUGACUUCUGGGAUCGGUCAAUGGGCUGAACCGCUCUCCUCCAUAGGAACGGGGCAGUCUGCUAAACGCUGCUGCCCCCUGCUGGAGAAACAGCGGUACUGCAGGCACAGCACGGAGCAAAGCGCUCACAGCUGCCGCCUGCUGUCAACGCUCAGUAAUGCAGACGUUGAUUCGCGCAUGCGCAGUACUACCGAGACGCUCUGCACAGCCGUGGCGCCUAUCUCUAUGGCAGUAGGUCCUCCCGAGCUUGCUGCGCAUGUGCGGGAGUAGAGUCGCUUCCUUUUAGCGGCUCUGCGCCGGCAGUCCACCAAUCUCUAUGCUCUUUGGUCCUCCAGGCAGCACAACGCACGCUCCCGAAGACGUAAAAGCGACAUCUAUUUCUUGUAAUUACUUGAGGAGUAGAUGAACAGCCCACUCGCGGACAUUCCUCAAUCCGUUCCGCGAUGCCUCUUGUUUAUUUCCACUUUUUUUGCCACAGGGAACGGACCGCUUUGUCACCCAGCUGGCCCUCAGAGCGUCGCGGCAGCCGAUUGGCUCAUCGCGUCACCUGACCGGCAGUCACCCGCCCCAGCAUUGCGCAUGCGUACUAGCGUUGCGUCACUCGCUGCUGCCACCUAGCGACCAAAAUGUGGCACCGCAGGCGCUGCUCCACGCACAUGCAGUAGCGCAGAGGCUGCUGUGCGAUGCUUCGGUAACAACCACGCCGUGGCUGCUUGGAAAAAGAGCAUUUUCGUUACGGUUUGCUAGGAAUUAUUCGUGUUCUGGGCAGGAUAAGCUGGGUCUGAGGCAUGGUGAACAGAACCAAAGCAUCCAGCAUACAGCUGGGCACUUUGAGUCCCUUCGUGCAUGAUCCACUCGGUUGAAGAGUCAGGUUCAAAGCUUUGUAGCACGCAAGGAAACACAUCAGGUAAAAAUCUGCAUUCCUAGGGGUUCAAUUUUGAGUCUAAACACUGGAGCUGAGCGCACACUAAAUCAUGUUGCUGACAGGGAUACGUUGAGAGGAGCCCAUGGGCAUUCAGCAAGCAUUUGCACAAGGCUCUUAGAUGUAUGACUUAAUGCUGAGGUUGCCAGGCACUGGGCGUGAUCCCUGUGAGUCCCUUCCAAGGCAGGAGAAUGAACAAUUUUAGGAUAUUUAUCCAUUUGUGCCACCUGCUGUGAAGCAGCCCUGGGACAGCUUCAGAUCCACCGUGGGGUCUCCCAGGAGCUGCUGAACACAUGAAUUUCUUGCCUGUCUCCUACAGCCAAGCGUCGUGGUAUCGCAGUGCUUCGCGACCCCGGGCACGUCGCUAAAUCUGCCGGUAAGCAGCCACGUGCGCAGAGCGCCUCCAUAUUGCCCUGUGAGAAAGGAGCUACUGCACAUGCGCGGGGCUAUUCCUGCAGUACCGCCUGGCGUCCAGCAGGGGGCAGCAGAGAGCCGCAGCGCUCCGGGGAGGUGCGAGAACCGCUGGAAAAAGGAUCGGAAAGAGAGCAGGAGACAGCAUCAUUUAAAAGUGAUUUUAAAGGGAAAACCAACAGCUGAUCACCUGCUGAUCCUUGUCCAGAUACUGCUCAGCAACAGAAAGCCAGCAAUGCACCCAAACCAUCCUCAGGGUGCCUGCUUUUCCCUCGGAGACCAGCCUGGUCUGAGCACUUCACUGUCAUUUUGCUUCCUUCGUGAGUUGAGUUGCUCCUGCAGUGACAACUUGAGCUGUAACGUCAAAAUCCCAUCUCUGUCUGUGAAGAGAAUCUGUUUUGGUGUCAAAGCGGUCCGGCUGUGCGUGGUGCUGCAGGUAACUUCUGUACGUAUGGGCUGUAGCUUCUGCAAAGCUGUAGCUGGGAAGGGUCUCAGCCUAAGGCUGACCUGCUCAGGGGAAGGCAAAGCCUUCGUAGGGCCCUACAGCAUGGAAGCAGAUUGCAUUGGUGGGGCCUGAUUGG
Molecule: messenger RNA, 5508 nt
Organism: Lagopus muta (rock ptarmigan)
Lineage: Eukaryota; Metazoa; Chordata; Aves; Galliformes; Phasianidae
Gene: ANKRD24
Product: ankyrin repeat domain 24
Exons: 19
Coding region: 89-2854 (921 amino acids)
Molecular function (GO): actin binding
Source: RefSeq, a predicted model, not a curated record